Molecule: messenger RNA, 1569 nt
Organism: Daphnia magna
Lineage: Eukaryota; Metazoa; Arthropoda; Branchiopoda; Diplostraca; Daphniidae
Product: E3 ubiquitin-protein ligase Siah1
Exons: 6
Coding region: 386-1249 (287 amino acids)
Biological process (GO): proteasome-mediated ubiquitin-dependent protein catabolic process; multicellular organism development
Cellular component (GO): cytoplasm
Molecular function (GO): ubiquitin conjugating enzyme binding; zinc ion binding; ubiquitin protein ligase activity
Source: RefSeq, a predicted model, not a curated record
UUUCGUUUCAUUGCACCAAACAACCACCAGGCGCCUCUGCGGUAGAUAAGUAACACUUGCGGACAAAGCCUUAUGGCCAAAUCCUACAGGGUGAGCGUACCAUCAACUCUAUAACUCUGGUCAUAUGGAGUUGUGUUGUUUAAUGUGUUAAUCAACGGAUCCCUUGUUGAAGAUCACGAAAGCCACCUUGCCUUAACCACAGAAGUUUGCACCACUUAAAACGAUUGUAUAAAGUUGUUAUUGCGAUACUGAUCACAGGUUUGUUUAUGUUUCAACGAAAAUGAAAACCGUGUUCCGAAGUCAUAGCAUAGAACUGAAGUGACGAACUGAAUUCGGAAACUGAGGAACAGUUAAUUAAGGCAGUUUAGGUUUUCUUUUCUUCAGGAUGAGUUUUCUCAAACAAGAAAGUUCUAAAAGUCGAUCAAGUAUUUCAAGCAUAUCCUCGUCAACAUCUGUGCUUGGCACCGGAUCAGUUUCGGGUACCACAGCCUCUUCAACAGAUUUGGCUAGCUUCUUUGAGUGCCCUGUGUGUUUUGAAUAUGUUCUACCACCAAUCUUGCAAUGCCCAAGUGGUCAUCUGGUAUGUUCUAACUGUCGACCAAAACUCUCUUGCUGUCCAACAUGCAGAGGGCCUUUAGGCAAUAUCAGAAAUUUGGCUAUGGAAAAAGUUGCUUCCACUGUUCUCUUUCCCUGUAAAUUUUCUACAUCAGGAUGCCAAGUCUCAAUGUUGCAUACAGAUAAAGGAGACCAUGAGGAGGUUUGUGAGUAUAGACCUUACUCUUGCCCUUGCCCAGGUGCAUCUUGUAAAUGGCAAGGAGCACUAGAGCAAGUAAUGCCUCAUCUAUUGAAUCAACAUCGAUCUAUCACGACACUUCAAGGUGAAGAUAUUGUUUUUUUAGCAACAGAUAUUGCACUCCCCGGCGCUGUUGACUGGGUCAUGAUGCAAUCAUGUUUUGGUCAUCACUUCAUGCUCGUACUUGAGAAACAAGAAAAAUACGAUGGGUUACAACAAUUUUUCGCCAUCGUCCAGCUUAUUGGCACAAGGAAGCAAGCCGAUAACUUUGCCUACAGACUGGAAUUGAGCGGACACCGGCGACGACUGACUUGGGAAGCCACACCACGCUCUAUUCAUGAAGGCGUGUCAUCUGCAAUUCUUAAUUCGGACUGUCUCGUUUUUGACACCUCCAUCGCGCAGUUGUUCGCCGAAAAUGGCAAUUUGGGUAUAAACGUUACCAUUAAUAUGUGCUGAUUAUUUGAAUUUGAGAGGCACUCAACAUUUCCUCUCGCCAAAAAAGUUUGGUUGUGCUAUUAGUAUCUAUUUUUCGCCUAAAUGACACUGGUUCAUUUUUUAAAAUCGUGUUUUCUCGUCCCUACAUGUGUUGCUUGUGUGCAUGCACCAAAAAUCACACAAAGUUCGUACGAAUGAUAAAAAAUUGUUGUAAACGACUGUUUUCCCCCAGUUUCCCCCCUUUUAUUUCUUUCUUGUUCGAGCAGAGUUUCUGUCGCGUUGCCUUGUACAGUUUGCGAUUGCCACCUACGAUGAAUUAUACGGCUCCAUGUUCAAACAAA